UUUGAGUUGAAGCUCUACUUGUGGAUGCUUAUAAAUGACGUAAAGGCCGAUCACUUGUAGAAGAAGCAAAAGUAUCCACUAAUUACAAUGGCUCUUCUCCCACAAAAAGCUCGUCCUUCAUCUUCAUCUGUCAAAGCGUUGAAAAUGAUCUUAUGUAUAUUCCUCUCCCAUAACGUUGCUGCUGUAACACCUCCCAUAAAUGAAACAACUCGGGCAGUCUUUACUUUCGGAGAUUCAACACUAGAUACCAGCAAUAAUGACUACAUCAUUUGUAUAAUCAAAAGUAAUUUCUCACCUUAUGGGAGAGACUUUAUGGGAGGAAAGCCUAUCGGAAGAUUUAGCAAUGGAAGAGUCCCAUCAAACUUCAUUGGUGAAGGAUUUGGAUUGAAGAAGAUUUUGCCGGCUUAUCUGGAUCCGAAUUUGCAGCUUCAAGACCUACUUACUGGUGUAUGUUUUGCCUCAGCAGGUUUAGGAUAUGACCCUCUUACUGCCAAAUCACUGGUACACACACACACAUUAUCAGAUCAAUUAAACUUGUUCAAAGAAUACAAAAGCAAGAUAAACGCAGUAGUUAGGAAUGAAAGAACAGCCACUCUACUAUCAAAAAGCUUAUUUGUUCUUUCGAUAGGAAGCAAUGAACUUGCACUUAAUUAUUUUUCUACACCAUUGAGGAGGGCUCACUAUGAUAUUCCAGCUUAUACUGUCACGCCCCAAUUUUUAAACACAUUUUAA
This is a messenger RNA of Rosa chinensis, 732 nucleotides long. RefSeq names its product GDSL esterase/lipase At1g73610-like. The record is from RefSeq and is a predicted model, not a curated record. Gene Ontology annotation, cellular component: extracellular region. NCBI's taxonomy places the organism in Eukaryota, Viridiplantae, Streptophyta, Magnoliopsida, Rosales, Rosaceae. Gene Ontology annotation, molecular function: hydrolase activity, acting on ester bonds. The transcript has 4 exons. The coding region runs from base 88 to 732 and encodes 214 amino acids.